This is a messenger RNA of Stereum hirsutum FP-91666 SS1, 1113 nucleotides long. RefSeq lists its product as uncharacterized. Gene Ontology annotation, molecular function: protein binding. The record is from RefSeq and is a predicted model, not a curated record. The transcript has 7 exons. Lineage: Eukaryota; Fungi; Basidiomycota; Agaricomycetes; Russulales; Stereaceae. Bases 9 to 917 code for a protein of 302 amino acids.
CUACCGCCAUGCUCUCUUGUCUCAGACAUCGCAAAACGAAGAAGAUAGCAGUUACCGACCCGAAGUGGGAGCGGAAACCAAACAAACGCCUUGUACGAAUCCGAGAACCGUCAGAAGAACCAGAGGAUACACGGUCUUCAAAGAAAGUCAAGCGUGAAAGCAAGUCCAAGCCAAUUGCGAAUAGCGGCAGCGACACAGCAAGCGAAGCAUCCCACCCAAAUUCCUUGUCGACUAUCCCUAUGGAACUUUUUCGACAGAUUGUAUCACACCUCAGUCCCCGGGACCUUCUGUCUCUCUCAAAGACGAACAAAGCACUUCAUCUAUUACUGUGGUCUCGGAGCUCGCAAUCCAUCUGGCUGGAUAUCUGGAACAACCACCCGGUGCCUUUGUACGAAUGCCCCGAAGACUAUCCCGAACCGGCAUGGGUGAAUCUCCUCCUGGGGAAUACGUGCUGGGUCUGUGGUGCGAAGGGCGCGAUGCACGUCGACUUCACUGUGAGGCGUCAAACGUGUGUAUACCCGAGUAAAUGUAUCACGGAUGGGCUUGUUCAAGAAGAGGAAGCAUUGCAAAUGGGUAUUGAGGAAGACUGGCUUUAUUCGAUCGUUCACACUGGCUUCCGCGAUCCGCUUACAGCCACUAGCAUGUGGGAGUUCACUCCCUACUGGAACCCAAAGGACAUUCGUGCCCUUCAAGCCGAACUGAAAACCCUCGAGGAAAAAAUGAAAAAGAAGAGUCUUACAGAGAAAAUGAAGGCGAAAAAGAGGGAGAAGCUUCGAGACGAGAAAGAGAAUUAUCAAUGGGAACGGGAAAGGCUGGCGAAACACCAAGCCUCCUGGUACAAUGGCGGAUUGGGAGGGCAGCCCGGAUGGGGAGUACUCUACGACUUGCGUGCUGUGGCUCCGCUCGGGCGGCGUUAGCCGGUCGACCCCAAGUAAUAAUGGUAGCGCGUCUCUCCAUUUGUUUCUUUGAUCCUACUGGUCGACAGACAGUUCUCGGUUCGACUCCGAGUUGAGCUAUCGUCGAUUUCGUGGUGUUUUUCUUUCUUUCAUCUCACUAUACGCUAUCACGACUCUGGCUCUUCCUGUGAGCUUCCUUCUUCCACUUCCUGGACUG